UUCUGCGCUUGGGGUUUAUAAGUGGCGCAGAAAGCGUUUAUCAAUGGAUGAUACUCCUAUAGAAUUCCUCCAAAAUAAAAAUAAUUUUAUGCCUAUAAGGUACUCGUACUCACAAAUUAGGAAGAUGAGCGAACGUAUUCAGGACAAAUUGGGGGAAGGAGGAUAUGGCUCUGUCUUCAAAGGAAAACUUAGUAGUGGCAGAUUGGUAGCGAUCAAGAUGCUGGACAAAGCAAAAGCGAAUGGACAAGACUUUAUAAAUGAAGUUGCAACCAUUGGGAGGAUUCACCAUGUCAAUGUUGUAAGUCUCGUUGGUUUCUGCUCUGACAGAACAAAACGUGUUCUUGUAUAUGAUUUCAUGCCCAAAGGCUCUCUUGACAAGUAUAUUUUGUCUCGAGAGGAAUUUAUCUCCUUAAGUUGGAAGAAAAUGGACGAAAUUUCUCUUGGAGUUGCACGAGGGAUUGAAUAUCUGCAUCGAGGUUGUGAGAUGCAGAUCCUACACUUUGAUAUCAAGCCUCACAACAUCCUUCUCGAUGAAAAUUUUGUUCCAAAGAUAUCAGAUUUUGGCCUGGCUAAAUUAUACUCAACAGAUGAUAGUAUUAUGUCUAUCACUGCGGUGAGAGGAACAAUCGGAUACAUAGCCCCAGAGUUGAUCUACAAAAGAAUUAGAGGUGUUUCACACAAAGCUGAUGUGUAUAGUUUUGGGAUGCUAUUAAUGGAAAUGUCAAGAAAAAGAAAGAAGCUCGACGCUGCAAUGGAUAAUAGUUCAAGUCAGACCUACUUUCCUUUGUGGGUUUAUCAUGAAAUGGUCCAAGCAAAGACUAUAGAAGUUGAGGAUGCCAUAGAGGGGGAGGAGGAGAAUAUGAUUAAGAAGAUGACUAUAGUAGGAUUAUGGUGUAUUCAAAUAAGGUCUUGCGAUCGUCCCUCAAUGAGAAAGGUAAUCCAAAUGCUUGAAGGACAUGCAAAAAAUUUAGAAUUGCCUCCUGAGCCUACUUUUAAUAUAGAACAAGUACCCACGGAGAAUGUUGAAGGUGCUACAAACCAGACAUGAUCAUCCUUGACAUCAGUUGACAUCACAGAAUCUAUCACACUGGUUACAAAUGCAGAUUGAGUAAAUAUAAUACUAAGUAUUUGUAAGAUUGAGCCAAGAACCUGACCCGAAUAAUGAAAAUCACAUGUUGA
Molecule: messenger RNA, 1179 nt
Organism: Tripterygium wilfordii
Lineage: Eukaryota; Viridiplantae; Streptophyta; Magnoliopsida; Celastrales; Celastraceae
Product: rust resistance kinase Lr10-like
Exons: 1
Coding region: 44-1048 (334 amino acids)
Biological process (GO): protein phosphorylation
Molecular function (GO): protein kinase activity; ATP binding
Source: RefSeq, a predicted model, not a curated record